Molecule: messenger RNA, 959 nt
Organism: Dipodomys ordii (Ord's kangaroo rat)
Lineage: Eukaryota; Metazoa; Chordata; Mammalia; Rodentia; Heteromyidae
Gene: Mettl27
Product: Williams Beuren syndrome chromosome region 27
Exons: 5
Coding region: 125-865 (246 amino acids)
Molecular function (GO): S-adenosylmethionine-dependent methyltransferase activity
Source: RefSeq, a predicted model, not a curated record
UCCGGGAGCUCUGGGCCUGCUGUGAGUUCGCGGCCUGUGCGUCACCUGGGGCCCUGGCGCGGAGCCGCCCGGCCGGGGUGUCAGGGAGAGGGGCGGAUCCGCUGACCCAGCCUGCGGACCCGGGAUGCCUGGGGAAGCCGUGACCCCGAGGAUGGCCCCGGAGGAGGUGCGGGCCAGGGUGGAGGCCGCCCACGGCCUCACCGACCCGGCCCAAAAGCUCCACUUCUAUGACCGUUGGGCUCAGGACUAUGACCAGGACGUGGCCGCCCUGCAGUACCGAGCCCCCCGCCUUGCAGUGGACUGUCUCAUAAACACUUGUCCAGGCCUGGCUCCUGAGUCCCUGAUCCUGGACGUGGCCUGCGGCACUGGCCUGGUAGCUUCCCAGCUUCAGGCCCGAGGCUUCCUUCAGCUGCAUGGGGUGGAUGGCAGUCCAGAGAUGCUCAAGCAGGCUCAAGCCCGUGGCCUCUACCAGAAGCUCAGCCUCUGCACCCUGGGCCAGGAGCCUCUGCCCAGCCCUGAAGGGACCUUCGAUGCUGUUCUCAUAGUGGGCGCCCUCAGCCACGGCCAAGUGCCCUGCACUGUGAUACCAGAGCUCCUACGAGUCACGAAGCCAGGCGGGCUGGUGUGCCUGACCACCCGGACCAACCCAUCUAACCUUCCCUACAAGGAGGCGCUGGAGGCCUCCCUGGACCAGCUGGAGCGGGCUGGGGCAUGGGAAUGCCUGGUAGCCCAGCCAGUAGACCACUGGGAGCUGGCCACCUCCGAGCGGGAGGUGGCUCCCAGAGCCCUGGCCCAGGAUGGCUUCAUUUCUGGCAUCAUCUACCUGUACCGGAAGGCCUACCCCCAGCCUUCUGCUGACCUCUGACCCUCCACCUGAUCUGGCCAUCCUCACCGGUUACCCCACCCCUGGCUGGCAAAGGCUCCCCCUAUUAAAUGCAUCCCCAGGGGAUGAAAUACCC